This is a messenger RNA of Carassius gibelio (silver crucian carp), 3698 nucleotides long. Its product is annotated as leucine-rich repeat transmembrane neuronal protein 2-like. NCBI's taxonomy places the organism in Eukaryota, Metazoa, Chordata, Actinopteri, Cypriniformes, Cyprinidae. Gene Ontology annotation, cellular component: extracellular matrix. The record is from RefSeq and is a predicted model, not a curated record. The transcript is spliced from 2 exons. The coding region runs from base 457 to 2388 and encodes 643 amino acids. Gene Ontology annotation, molecular function: protein binding.
AGUAAGGGAGGGGGAGGGUGUGUUGAAUCAAGCGCCAAAGCACUGUGAGUGUGUGCAAGGCAGAAAGUGAGCGAGCCAGGGAGCGAACCAAAGCGCGCAUUAGAGAGAGAGGGAGAAACUGCACUGGUGAUCGACGCCAGCCUGCCACCACUCUGUAGCAGUGAGUGGCUGCAACAAAAGCACAGAAUAACAUCUGAGCUCCUCUCCUCUGCUUUUCCCCUCACUGCAUCUCCCCUUCCUUGGUGCCGAGAACUCCACACAACACAGCAGAGACACACGGAACUGGCGUCGCAAGUGCAGCCUCUGCCUGCCAUCAACAAGUUAGGGACGAAGGACCCCGAGCAAUGAAAGAGGAGAGCGUGAUCUUCAAUUAACCAACUGAGCUGACAUCACUGCGGUGGAAAAGGAAAGAGGCAGCUAAGGGACGGAGGGAUCUGCUCAGCGGUGCUGCUUUUGAUGCAAAUCAUCAACUUCCAAUUUAAGGAUUCUUGGAAGGCAAAUAAUGUCUUAAUCUGGGAAUUAAAUAGCAGGACUGAAGAAAGGACAGACCGGAAAAGAGAAAAAAACAGCAUCCCAGGACAUGGAAUUCCUGAAUUUGGUUCAACUGGGGGGGCAUCACACUUCUUUAUUUCUGAAGAGCUUGAUUCCUUUUGUAUUUACCCAAAAGGUUUUUUUCCCUGUGGAUUUCUCUUCCAUCUGGUUGCUCCAAAAGUCUGCAGAAAAAGACAGUUGAAUGCAGCCUCCGAUGUACACAAAAGAAUGGGUUUCCAUUCAAGGUGGCCAUUGGUGGGACAUGCACCAACGGCACUUUAUGUGAUCAGCAUGCUACUGUGCCUCCCUCCUGUGUCAUGCACAACCUGCCCCCAGAAAUGCCGAUGUGAAGACCUGCAGUUUUACUGCGACACGCAGGGGCUCCUGGCGCCCCCAGAUGGUGUGGAUAAAGGGGCCCUUGGACUUUCGCUCAGACACAACAGCAUCAGCGAGCUCAGCUCAGACCAGUUCUUUGGCUUCACCCAGCUCACUUGGCUUCACCUGGACCACAACCAAAUAACCACCGUGCAUGAGGAUGCCUUCCAGGGGCUGUACAAGCUCAAGGACCUUAACCUGAGCUCAAAUCGCAUCACCAAGCUGCCAAACACAACCUUCAUCCACCUCAUCAACCUGCAGAUCCUGGAUCUCUCCUUCAACCAGAUGACAGCUCUGGAGCCUGAGUUAUUUCACGGGCUCCGGAAACUCCAGAUCCUACACCUGCGAUCAAACUCACUGCGUACGACGCCUGUGCGAGCCUUCUGGGACUGCCGGAGCCUGGAAUACCUUGGCCUGAGCAACAACCGGCUCCGUAGCCUGGCCCGGAAUGGCUUCGCUGGGUUAAUUAAGCUGCGGGAGCUCCAUUUGGAACACAAUCACUUGACCAAGAUUAACUUGGCGCACUUCCCUCGUCUGGUCACCCUCCAGUUCCUUUAUCUUCAGUGGAACAAGAUCAACAAUUUAACAUGCACCAUGGAAUGGAAAUGGACAACUCUGGAGAAACUGGAUCUCACUGGGAACGAGAUACGCAUACUCACCCCCGACGUGUUUGAUACUUUGCCCAACCUUAAGAUCCUGCUGCUGGAUAACAACAAACUGACCAGUCUCGAUACCCAAACCAUGGAUAUGUGGAAGUCCCUAAAUGUGAUUGGGCUUUCAAGCAACCUUUGGGAAUGUACCAAACGGAUCUGCAAUUUGGCCACUUGGCUGAGCACCUUUAAGGGUAGAUGGGAACAUUCUAUCCUCUGCCACAGUCCUGAGUACGCACAGGGUGAGGAAAUACUGGAUGCCGUUUACGGAUUCCAACUUUGCCAAAAUUUCUCGGCCCCAGUUAUACUGACCAGUACCAGCACAGAGGCCAUGCUCCCUGAGAUCACAAGCUCCCUGUUCGGAAAUAUGCAGACCCCUACGCAAGACUUCUAUGCAGAGGAUUUUGGGAGCUUUACGAUUGUCACUACUACUACCACCACCACACAACCCCCACGCACUGCCCUCGCUACUACCAUGACGGUGGAGGGGGCAGAGAUUACAGAGGACUACUCUGCAAUAGACAACACAGUGCUGACCCAGAGGGUCAUCAUUGGCACCAUGGCUCUGUUGUUUUCCUUCUUCCUCAUCAUUUUUGUAGUGUACAUAUCACGAAAAUGCUGCCCUCCCACACUGAGGCGGAUCCGCCAUUGCUCGGCCAUUCAGAACAGGCGACAGAUGAGGACCCAGCAGAGACAGCCAAUGGCCGACCUAGCCACACAGGUGCCCUAUAAUGAGUACGAUCCCAGUCACGAGGAGGGUGCACUCGUGAUCAUCAAUGGCUACGGGCAGUGCAAAUGUCAGCAACUGCCUUAUAAAGAGUGUGAAGUAUAAACUAUUUAUUCCUGCAGUUUCCGGGUUUAACCAUUUGUCCAUUUCAAAAGAAACAGGGUUUGCUUUUGGACCCCCCCCCCCCCCCCUUUCAGUUUGUAUGAAGAAUAUUUCUUUGAAAUUGUUAGCUUUGGAAACCUAUGAAAGCUUGUGAUUACUGGGAAGAAUUGUAAAAGAGGAAAUAUAGAGAAAUCAACAAGUUUAUUUUUGUAAUACAAAAUGCAAAGGUUCAUAUCUAGCUGGGGCAAUCAAUCUCAGCCAAGGAAGGUUGGAUGCAUCACAGCAUCACCAGUUUGUGUACUAUGUAUUCUGCAGCACAGAGGAAAUGAGAAAUCUAUAGCCAAACCGCCUGGAACCCUGCGCUCCAGAAACCAGUUUAUAAAAUGACACAUCUUCUGAUAAAUGGUGAAAUUUUAUUCCAUGGAAAAAUAGUGUUACAUAUGCUGAGCAGUGCAAAUUUAAAAGGAUUUUUUUGUAAAAAAAUAAAAAGAAAAAAAGAAUUUUCAUGCACGUUAGCAAAACUAUAGAUCUCACUCACACUCACUUUUGGAGAGAGAAAAAAAAUGGGCACAAAGCAUAUUUUUUAAACUCACAUUUUCUAAAUUGAAAACAAGUACUGAUACAAAUAGAGCCACAAUGAAAUUUGAACAGGGAAUUCAACCCACUCGCAUUUUUUGGCCACCUUAGGUGUCCGAAAUGAUCAUUUCACAUUGAUCAAGUCUUAAAUUUAAACCAAUGAGAACACUUAACUGCCUUCCCGUUUCUGCAUUUGGAUAAAUUCAAUAAACUCUGUCUGCUUCCUUGAAAUCUUAAAGCCUAGCACUUUGUGUAAAAAGGUUAAUGUCCAAUAUCGCCCUGCACUGGUUCUAACAAAAUGUCUGAACAAGCUCCCUCAUAGGCAAUCCCUCAAUUAUCAUUGUGCAUAUAUUCUUACAUGAGAUGGCUCCAAACUCUGACAUCCUCACUGUGAUAGAACAAUGCUGCUUAGAUCACUGCAUCAUUAAUUAAUGGUAGAGACCAUCAAGGAAUGCUAGACGAAGAAGCAAACACCAGCGAGAACACCUUCCUAGGGAGAUGGGAAGAGCUAGAAAAAAAGGCAUGCAGAGGACACUGACAAUUGCCCCCUAAAAAUACUGGCGUACAUUUGCCGCACUGUUCGAAUGCAGCAAAGAGAAUAACCAUACCUGACAGCUUCAACAUUGAGUGAAUUAAGCUCAGGGAAAAUUAAUCUAAUAUUCUAUCACCCCAAACCUCUGCCCUGCAAGUUUCAGCCAGUAUAAAAUCAGUAUUAAAAAAAAAAAAAGACAAGAGAG